This is a messenger RNA of Struthio camelus australis, 969 nucleotides long. It is a transcript of the gene ASB11, whose product is annotated as ankyrin repeat and SOCS box containing 11. The record is from RefSeq and is a predicted model, not a curated record. Gene Ontology annotation, biological process: intracellular signal transduction; protein ubiquitination; positive regulation of protein catabolic process. NCBI's taxonomy places the organism in Eukaryota, Metazoa, Chordata, Aves, Struthioniformes, Struthionidae. Gene Ontology annotation, molecular function: protein binding.
AUGGAGGGCAGCUCUAUUCUCCAUGCUUUCACUAACAUUUAUUUUGCCAUUUUUGCUUUAUUUUGCUUCAAGCUUUUAAUUAAGAUUUCCUUGGCUCUGCUGACCCAUUUCUAUAUUGUUAAAGGCAACAGAAAAGAGGCUGCCAGGAUAGCAGAAGAGAUCUAUGGAAUAGUCCCAGGCAGCUGGGCAGACAGGUCGCCACUACAUGAUGCUGCCUUCCAAGGACGCCUCCUGUCUUUGAAAACCUUGAUUGCACAGGGAUUCAACGUGAACCUCCUGACAACCGAUCGGGUUUCGGCUCUCCACGAGGCCUGCCUGGGCGGCCACGUGGCCUGCGCAAAGGUGCUGCUGGAGAACGGCGCUCACGUCAAUGCAGUCACUGUUGAUGGGAUCACACCUCUGUUUAAUGCCUGCUGCAGUGGCAGUGUGGCUUGUGUCAACAUGCUGCUCGAAUAUGGAGCCAAGCCACAGCUCGGGAAUCACCUUGCUUCGCCUAUUCAUGAAGCAGUAAAGAGAGGUCACAGGGAGUGCAUGGAAAUCCUUCUGACCCAGGAGGUGGACAUCGACCAAGAAGAUCUGCAGCACGGGACACCUCUUUAUGUGGCUUGCACGUACCAGAGGACAGACUGUGUCAAGAAGCUUUUAGAGCUAGGAGCCAACGUUAAUGUGGGUAAGCGACUGGAUACCCCUCUUCAUGCUGCAGCGAGGAAAUCCAAUGUGGAAGUAGUCAUCUUGCUGACCGACUAUGGUGCUUGCCUGAAAUGCAGAAAUGCUGAUUUCAAAUGUGCAUUGGAUGUUGCUGUACCCAACAGCAAAGUGGCACAGGCGCUUUUGCUUCGGGAAGGUCCUGCCAGCCUUGCCCAGCUGUGUCGGUUGUCUAUCAGAAAACAUCUGGGUCGAUCAUGUCUAUAUGCAGUCCACAAGCUGCACCUGCCUGAGCCACUUGAGAACUUUCUCCUCUAUCGAUAA